This is a messenger RNA of Microtus ochrogaster (prairie vole), 1141 nucleotides long. RefSeq names its product mitochondrial carrier 2 (gene Mtch2). Gene Ontology annotation, cellular component: membrane; mitochondrion. Gene Ontology annotation, biological process: positive regulation of apoptotic process. NCBI's taxonomy places the organism in Eukaryota, Metazoa, Chordata, Mammalia, Rodentia, Cricetidae. The record is from RefSeq and is a predicted model, not a curated record.
CGCCGCGGGCGGGCCAGUGAAGCCGGCGCCUCCGACACGUGAUCUAGAACCGGCUGUGCCGCUUGGUGACUCGGUCUGUCCGUCCGUCCGUCCGCGGGUGCCAUCAUGGCGGACGCGGCCAGUCAGGUGCUCCUGGGCUCCGGUCUCACCAUCCUGUCCCAGCCGCUCAUGUACGUGAAAGUGCUCAUCCAGGUGGGAUAUGAGCCUCUUCCUCCAACAAUAGGACGAAAUAUUUUUGGGCGACAAGUAUGUCAGCUUCCUGGUCUCUUUUGUUAUGCUCAGCACAUUGCAAGCAUCGAUGGGAGGCGUGGGUUGUUCAGAGGCUUAACUCCAAGACUGUGUUCGGGAGUCCUUGGAACUGUGGUCCACGGUAAAGUCUUACAGCAUUACCAGGAGUGCGAGAAACCCGAGGAGUUAGGACCUGGAAAUGUACAAAAGGAAUGCUCGUCCUCCUUUGACCAAGUUAUCAAAGAGACAACUCGAGAGAUGAUUGCUCGUUCUGCUGCUACCCUCAUUACACAUCCCUUCCACGUGAUCACUCUGAGAACUAUGGUACAGUUCAUUGGCAGAGAGUCCAAGUACUGCGGGCUGUGUGACUCCAUACUAACCAUCUACCGGGAAGAAGGCAUUGUAGGAUUUUUUGCGGGUCUAAUUCCUCGCCUCAUAGGUGACGUCAUUUCCUUGUGGCUCUGUAACUCACUGGCUUAUCUCAUCAAUACCUAUGCACUGGACAGUGGGGUCUCUACCAUGAAUGAAAUGAAAAGUUAUUCCCAAGCUGUCACAGGAUUCUUUGCCAGUAUGUUGACAUACCCCUUUGUGCUUGUAUCUAAUCUUAUGGCUGUCAACAACUGUGGGCUUGCUGGUGGAUCUCCUCCUUACUCCCCAAUAUAUACUUCUUGGAUAGAUUGUUGGUGCAUGCUACAAAAAGCGGGAAAUAUAAGCCGAGGAAACAGUUUGUUUUUCCGGAAGGUCCCCUUUGGGAAGACUUACUGUUGUGACCUGAGGAUGUUAAUUUGAAGAUGUGGAGCAGGGACAGUGACAUUUCUAUAGUCCCAAUGCACAGAAUUAUGGGAGAGAAUGUUGAUUUCUAUACAAUGUGGCGCACUUUUUUAAUAAUCAUUUAAUCUUGGGAAAAUGGAGG